AUGAAAUUUUCAAUUGCUAUUUUAACUGCUAUUGCCGCUACAUUAGUUGCAUCCACUCCAAUUAACGCUACUGAAGAAGUUACCCCAGUUGCUCCAGCUGAAAUCCCAGAUGAUCCAAUUCUCGAAUCAUUAAUUAAAGCCGUUCAAGCUGAUCAAGAAGCAGGUGAGCCAGAAGAAACUGAAGUUAAAAGAGAUGCUGAAGCAGGAUGGACAAGAUAUGGAUACUAUGAACCACAAAAAAGAGAUGCAGGUUGGACUAGAUAUGGAUACUAUGAACCUCAAAAAAGAGAUGCAGAAGCUGGAUGGACAAGAUACGGAUACUAUGAGCCACAAAAAAGAGAUGCUGAAGCAGGUUGGACUAGAUAUGGUUAUUAUGAACCACAAAAAAGGGAUGCUAAUGCUGAUGCUGAAGCUGAUGCUGGUUGGACUAGAUAUGGAUACUAUGAACCACAAAAAAGAGAUGCUAAUGCUGAUGCUGAAGCUGAAGCAGGUUGGACUAGAUAUGGAUACUAUGAACCACAAAAGAGAGAUGCUAAUGCUGAUGCUGAAGCUGAUGCCGGUUGGACAAGAUAUGGAUACUAUGAACCUCAAAAGAGAGAUGCUGGUUGGACAAGAUAUGGAUACUAUGAACCACAAAAAAGAGAUGCUAAUGCUGAAGCAGGAUGGACAAGAUAUGGCUACUAUGAACCACAAAAAAGAGAUGCCAAUGCUGAAGCAGGUUGGACUAGAUAUGGCUACUAUGAACCUCAAAAAAGAGAUGCUAAUGCUGAAGCAGGUUGGACUAGAUAUGGUUACUAUGAACCACAAAAGUAA
This is a messenger RNA of Lodderomyces pseudojiufengensis, 813 nucleotides long. It is a transcript of the gene MFALPHA, whose product is annotated as mating pheromone alpha. Lineage: Eukaryota; Fungi; Ascomycota; Pichiomycetes; Serinales; Debaryomycetaceae. The record is from RefSeq and is a predicted model, not a curated record. Bases 1 to 813 code for a protein of 270 amino acids. The transcript has a single exon.